Molecule: messenger RNA, 993 nt
Organism: Ostrea edulis (European flat oyster)
Lineage: Eukaryota; Metazoa; Mollusca; Bivalvia; Ostreida; Ostreidae
Exons: 2
Coding region: 1-993 (330 amino acids)
Cellular component (GO): extracellular matrix
Source: RefSeq, a predicted model, not a curated record
AUGAUAAAAGUACAAUUUAGUUGCUGCCUGAUAAUUCUUUUUCUAAUUUCAAUUUUAGAAAGCAACGACGAAACAAACUGUAGACGUCAACUUUAUACAGAUGAAUGCAAUAAUAGCGGAUGGUUAUGGAAUUGUAGUCAAUUGAACUUAAAACGAAUUCCUAGUCUCACCACAGGAAAAACUGAAGGGAGAACGUUUUCGAUUGACCUCUCCAGAAAUAAGUUCACAUCGAUUUCCCAAACUACUUUCACAGGUGUCAAGAAAGGGCUUUUGAGGAACGUAACAGCUUUAUACUUCAGAUACAAUGAACUGCAAAUUAUAGAUAGCUUUUCUUUUAAAUGGCUGUAUAAACUGUGUGUUCUGGAUGUUUCAUACUGUAAACUUCACACAGCUUCUCUCAGAAAAUAUGCAUUCUCAAAUCUUGGAAAAUUGGAAAUUUUAUACGCACAAGGCAAUGUCUUUCUUAAAAUCCGCAACAAACGUAAAGGUUAUCCUGAUCGGGAAUUAACAAGAUUGCUACCUUUAAAAACACUUCAUAUUGAUGUAUUUGAAGGAUUUAUCUUUAAAAACGAUUUCAAACGUCUACAAAGAUUAAGCGAUGUGGAAUUCUAUAUCACCGGGUCCAUGUUCCAUUUAACCAACAACACAUUUAGCGGAUUAUCAGAUUCACCCAUCCAUAAGUUGACGAUGAUAUUUGUGUACGACGUGCAUUGUGACGUCAGUGAAUAUCUCCUUUGUUAUUUUCCAUAUCUAAAGGGUGUUGAAAUGAACUUCGGCGGUAUAUGUGGCUUGAGUGUAGUACUUAGAACCUUAAAAUGUCUGCGAAACCGAAAGAUAGACUAUAUACAUGCCAGUGAAAAUGUUCCAUAUAUUGUUCGCCAACCUUUAAUUCUAAAUAAAAGUAAUUGCGAAUAUCUGCUGAGUGUCUGCUUCAACACAUUAGAUUUCAGCAGUAACCGAAUCGCAGGUAUUUCCGUAGAACCACAUGGAUGA